Lampris incognitus (smalleye Pacific opah) is the source of this 1275-nucleotide messenger RNA. RefSeq names its product G2/mitotic-specific cyclin-B2-like. Gene Ontology annotation, cellular component: nucleus; cytoplasm; cyclin-dependent protein kinase holoenzyme complex. The record is from RefSeq and is a predicted model, not a curated record. Lineage: Eukaryota; Metazoa; Chordata; Actinopteri; Lampriformes; Lampridae. The coding region runs from base 1 to 1275 and encodes 424 amino acids. Gene Ontology annotation, biological process: regulation of cyclin-dependent protein serine/threonine kinase activity; mitotic cell cycle phase transition. The transcript has 9 exons. Gene Ontology annotation, molecular function: cyclin-dependent protein serine/threonine kinase regulator activity.
AUGAGUUCAACCGACGUUCGCCAUGCGUUUGGGGGGACAGAAAAUCCAACCCAGAAAGGCAAGGCCGCAAAGGGUCCUACGAGAGCUGUGUUUGGACAGCUUACCAACGUUCCUGUUGCAGCCGUCAACACCAAGUUUGGGGGGACAGAAAAUCCAACCCAGAAAGGGAAGGCGGUAAAGGGUCCUAAGAGAGCUGUGUUUGGAGAGCUUACCAACGUUCCUGUUGCAGCCGUCAACACCAAGAAAAAUGGAUCAGACGAAGCUGCAACCAAAUCAUUGCUCAAACGAAAAACCAAGCAAACCGCGGUCCAACAUGGUCGUCCUCCAAAGGCGGAUGAAAUUCUGCCUUCCUCCAUCCAAGAGGAAUCAGCUGGUGUGUCGAUGAUGGAAGAGGAACUUUGCCAGGCCUUCUCUGAAACUCUCCUUGAUGUGGAGGACAUUGACAAGAAUGAUUCAGAUAUGCCACAGAUGUGUUCUGAAUACGUGAAGGACAUCUUUGUUUAUCUACGGAGCCUAGAGGAACAGCAGGCUGUACGACCCAAAUACAUGCAAGGCUAUAAAAUCAAUGGACGUAUGCGCGCUGUCCUCGUUGAUUGGCUGAUUGAAGUUCACGCCAACUUUCAGCUGUUGCAGGAGACUCUUUAUCUCACAGUUGCUGUAUUGGAUCGUUUUCUCCAGGUCCACCCAAUUUCACAACAGAAGCUGCAGCUGGUUGGCGUGACUGCCAUGUUUUUAGCUUCAAAAUAUGAAGAGAUGGACUGCGUAGAUGUUGGGGACCUUGCCUACGUCACAGACAAUUCCUUCUCUAACGCUCAAAUCCUGGAGAUGGAGCGAGUUAUUUUUCGGCAACUCAACUUUAACCUGGGACGCCCCCUGCCAAUACACUUCCUCAGGAGGGCUUCAAAAGCCUCCAAUUCUAAUGUAGAGACGCAUAUCCUCGCUAAGUAUCUGAUGGAGCUGACCCUCCUUGACUACGACAUGGUGCACUACCGACCCUCAGAGAUCGCUGCUGCCUCCCUGUACCUUGCCCAGCUGCUGUUUGAUGAACUGCCUUGGUCUGCUACACAGAAGCACUACACAACAUACGAUGAAAUCCACCUGAAGCCAAUUGGGCAGCACAUUGCUAAAAACGUUGUGAUCAUGAAUGAGGGGAAAACAAAGUUCCAGGCUGUAAAGGGCAAGUAUUCAAGCAGCAAACUGAUCAAGGUCAGCCUCGCCCCUCAACUAAAGUCUCCUGUGCUGACCAACAUGGCUGCUCCUCUUCUCAAACCCUGA